GGUCGACCGUGGCUUCCCCCCCGCGAUGGGCCUCGCGUGCAAAAAUGCUGAAAUUCGGGGAAAUGGCUUUCAAGGCCUUGGACCCGAGAAACUGGGCCAGGACGCCUCCGCAGGAAAGGGUAAAUCCAUCGGUUUGUAUUUUUAAUGUUUGUUGACACCACAGUAUGCUUCGUGCUCCAUGCUUCACCCCUUUCCCCAUUCCACAUCACCCAUUCCCCGGGGAAUUGCUCCCUUCUGAUACUUACGUUUCUGCCGCCGUCGUGGAUCAGGCGAAGACACCCGAUGAGAUGAUCGAUCCGCCCGAUACGGAGAAGCUGGACGAUGGCAGCGCUGCAACGUCGCCCUACCUGCCAUCCCCCGAGAUUUCCGCGGACUUGGGUAUGGGGAUGUACGGAGUUGCAUCCAGUCCUCCCACUUCCAACAAAGGGUCGUCGCCCGGUCCGCAUGAGCAUCCCAGUGUGAGCCUGCCGGAGCAAUUGCCGUCGGUGGAUGCGAGCCAUCCUGGUCACAGCAAGGAUGUCAGUGCUGACCCUGCAAUCCCAGAGGAUUCUACGCCGGCUCGGAAUGAUGGCAUCUUGGCCGAUUUCUCCGACGACGCGAGCAAGCCUGUGGACCCCGCGCUCUUUGCCAAACUGGUUCAUGCCAAUCAGCAUCUGAUUGAGGAACAACAGACCGUCUCGGCGAAGCGGUCGCAGGUGCGCGAGCUGCGACAAGCCCUCAAGUUCAAACGCGAGGAGGAAUCCGAUCUGCGAACGGCCUUGAUGAGGAAGCUUAACGCACUCUUUGCGCAACAGGGUCUCUUCGAUGUCCAACUCUUGAUGCGGGACUAUGAAGCCUUGCAGCUGACUACCGAGUCGUACUUGGAUCUGGAAAACAGUUAUCACGAGGCUGAAGAUCAACUGGAGCAGCAAGAAUACCGGCUUGGGAAGUCCAUGGAAAAGUUCGCUAGUUUGUCGAAUAAGGGCCCAUUCCGGGCCUCUCCGGGCCCUAGUCGAUAUACCUUGGAUGAUGGAUUCGCCGAUGAUGACGGUGACACUACAUCCAUGGCCAGUACAACCCAGGUGCUUCCGCAGGGUGUGGUGGAGUAUCUCUCGCGCAUCGGGGAUGUUCGUUUACUCCAGGAACACCUGCUCGAUUUGGAUUCCCAGUGGCUGGCCAUCAUGGACAAGCAAAAGCAGCGAAGCUCGCUUCGUGUGCCUCUGGACGACGAGUCUUUGGAAUUUCUGCGCACUUACGAUGAAGAAAGGAGGAAGAUGUGGUACGAUCUCAAUCAUGCCCAGUUGGAUGUCAAUCAACUCCGCUCUAUCUGCGAGGAAAAUGGUCUAUUAACCGACGAACACACGAGGGAUCGAGAGUUCCUUUACCCUUUGAGCUCGGACCACCUCACCAGCCCGAGCGAUGAUCCUCUCAAGCUCUCCGUCGAUGACGACUCUUCUUUCUUCUUCGAGCCCCAGGCGACGGCUCAGCUGAGCCCUACCAGGUUUAUCAACAAGUGGAUGCUUCACCAACUCCGCAGCUCAUCCGUUGAAAUACAUCGACUGAAAUCCCGUCCCGAGCUUCAACCCCUAUGGGACCGAGGUUUCGACGACACCAGCAUCAGCCGCUGGGCUCUAAGAGAAUGGUUCAGUGACGACGCGGGUUUAUCUUCACGGCCUCCUAGCACUCUCCCUCCGGACGAGGACCGCAUCUCGACCGCUAAAAGCGCCCUCGCCCCGGAGAGCAAGAUCAAACCGAUACUCUCCAAAAGCCACUCUGUACCGUCUCUUCGCAGAGUACCAAUUGUUCCCGGGCUUCGACGUUCGCAUUCUAUGUCAUUUCACAGUCGCUGAUGGGAUAGCGGAUUCUUCUUCCUGGCUUUGCCUUAGAUGAGCGUAGCAUUGCAUUGCGUAAUCGCAUCGGACUUCCUUCGGGUGACUUUUUUUUCUUGGUGUCGACUCCUGCAUUGGGCGCUCGUAUUCUUUUCUGUAUCAUAGCUAGACUGGCUUGGCGUCCCAUUGUUACCUUCUUCGUCUCUCUUUUUUAUAUUGAUAUUCGUUUAUUUG
Messenger RNA from Aspergillus steynii IBT 23096, 2042 nucleotides. RefSeq lists its product as uncharacterized. The transcript has a single exon. The record is from RefSeq and is a predicted model, not a curated record. NCBI's taxonomy places the organism in Eukaryota, Fungi, Ascomycota, Eurotiomycetes, Eurotiales, Aspergillaceae. The coding region runs from base 288 to 1829 and encodes 513 amino acids.